Salvelinus namaycush (lake trout) is the source of this 1500-nucleotide messenger RNA. Its product is annotated as regulator of cell cycle RGCC-like. Lineage: Eukaryota; Metazoa; Chordata; Actinopteri; Salmoniformes; Salmonidae. The record is from RefSeq and is a predicted model, not a curated record. Gene Ontology annotation, biological process: regulation of cell cycle. Bases 129 to 509 code for a protein of 126 amino acids. The transcript has 6 exons.
UUUCCAGUUGUGAGUAGAGUCUAAGGAGGCUUUAUAAACAGAAGACCCCAUGUGUGGACUUGAAACUUGACUUCUUGAACAGUUGAAGUAUUCUAUUAGUCAUCGACGCAUUAUUCCCGCUUUUCAGAAUGUCUACAGAAAACUUCAGAAUGCCCAGAGACAACUUUUCAGACUUGGAGCUGGAGCUAACUGAUCUGCUCCAGGAGUUCGCUGACGUGGUUGAGGAGUUGAGAGAGCCUUCACAAAGCGUCCCGUACGCAUACGAGCGGCUCCUGUCUGAUGCCAAACGGCGCACCGGGCUAGGGGACGACGGCUCAGUGGUCAGCGACAGCGGCGUUGAGGACAAUAGUGACUGCAGCAGUGAGGUGUCUCUGGGUAACAGUUGGAACACCAGUGAAGAAGAGCUCCACACUGCAGGCAUACCAGUGAUGCCCAAAGCCAGAAUGGGAGACACAGGAGACCUACAGAGAUUCAUCGACAGUUUGGACCGGGAACUUGCUGAUAUGUGAACGGAAAGCGACGGAGAGAUGUAGAGGGAGAGAGACGGAGAGAGAGACGGAGAGAGAGACGGAGAGAGAGACGGAGAGCUGCUGAGACCACGUGGAGAGAGAGACGGAGAGAGAGACGGAGAGAACAAGUUGCAUGGAUGGCUACUGCUGAACAAACACAUCCACACACACACACACACACACACACACACACACACACACACACACACACACACACACACACACACACACACACACACACACACACACACACACACACACACACACACACACACACACACACAUCUAAAAAAGCACAGUUCUGUCCUGUUGUGCUCGGAGAAAGCCAGCUCUCUCCUGGCACCUCUGGGGAAAAAAGGUUAAACAUGAGGAAUUAAAAGAGCAUCAUGUUCCAAUAUCUAGAACACCACUGGACCUGAGGUGGUAGACUACAUCCCUUCCCUCAGACUGGUGACGUAUUCACACCUAAAUCAAACUGUUUUAUAGUCAACGUGUCUCUCUUCAACAGGAGAACAUGUCUCUCUUCAACAGGAGAACAUGUCUCUCUUCAACAGGAGAACAUGUCUCUCGUCAACAGGAGAACGUGUCUCUCUUCAACAGGAGAACAUGUCUCUCUUCAACAGGAGAACGUGUCUCUCUUCAACAGGAGAACAUGAAUGGGUGCCAUUUCAUAUGCAGAUAUGAAGGAAGCAAAUCAGUGGGGGGGAAGCAGUAGAGACUCCACAGUAUCUUGUGAUUAGUAAGUGUUUAAGCCAACCUGCUGUUUCCUGAUGGAAGGCCUUAUAAUAGUGAAACCCAUUGUUAUCACAACCCAAUGUGUUGGAACCUCCCCAUGUACAGUAAUUGUAAAAAUGCUACGUUUUAUAUUGUAAAGUGCAAAGCGAUGUACAGUAUUAUAUUACCUACAGUACAAACAGACCAGUCCCUAACCUGAUGAUAAUGAUUUUUGUACAGAGGAAUGCACAGAUUAAUAAAGAUAAUAAAAAUAAAA